This is a messenger RNA of Trifolium pratense (red clover), 796 nucleotides long. RefSeq names its product 40S ribosomal protein S15a-1. Gene Ontology annotation, cellular component: ribosome; cytosolic small ribosomal subunit. Gene Ontology annotation, molecular function: structural constituent of ribosome. The record is from RefSeq and is a predicted model, not a curated record. The coding region runs from base 164 to 556 and encodes 130 amino acids. Gene Ontology annotation, biological process: translation. Lineage: Eukaryota; Viridiplantae; Streptophyta; Magnoliopsida; Fabales; Fabaceae. The transcript has 4 exons.
UAUUUUGGGUCCGAAAACAAAGCCCAAAACCGGCCCAAGGAGUAGUAUCUAGUUUUAAACCCUAAAAUCCCAAAGUCUCUCCCUCUUCGCGAUCUCAGAGUUCAUAGCGCAAAACUACGAAGCCGCUUCCUGAGCCUUCAAUCUUCUCUAUUCUCCAGCAACCAUGGUGAGAGUCAGUGUGUUGAACGAUGCUCUGAAGAGCAUGUACAAUGCUGAGAAAAGAGGAAAGCGUCAAGUCAUGAUUCGACCAUCCUCCAAAGUUAUCAUCAAGUUCCUUAUCGUUAUGCAGAAACACGGUUACAUUGGUGAGUUUGAGUAUGUUGAUGACCACAGAGCUGGGAAGAUUGUUGUUGAAUUGAAUGGUAGGUUGAAUAAAUGCGGGGUUAUUAGUCCUCGUUUUGAUGUUGGUGUCAAAGAGAUUGAAGGUUGGACUGCUAGGCUUCUCCCUUCCAGACAGUUUGGUUAUAUUGUUUUGACUACCUCUGCUGGCAUUAUGGAUCACGAAGAGGCUAGGAGAAAGAAUGUUGGUGGUAAGGUCCUUGGUUUCUUCUACUAGGCUUGCUUUGAGGAUCUUCAAGAUUUCAGAUUUUGGUUUACGGAUGUAAUGGACCCAUUAAUAUCAAGUGUAGACGCAGCUGUUUUGCUAUUUGUUUUAUUUUGUUUUGCAAGACCAAGUUGAUAACUAUAAUUUAUCGAAUGUCUUUAUCUUUAUUAUACCAAACCAUGUCCCUGUGGGGAUUUGUUUGAACAGCAUUUCAAAUUAGUGCGGUUUAGUUAGUGUUUGAUUUUGCGUGCA